AUGAGCGCGGAGUUUGACUUUGAUCAGAUUCUCAACCUCGAGGAAGGUUUCUACCAGCAAGGGUUUGAUGAGGGCCAAAGUGAAUCUACCAAGAAACAGUACAUAGAAGGCAAAGAAUUCGGCUACCAGACCGCUUACCAAAGAUUUAUAAUCAUCGGCUACGUCAAGGGCUUGCUCAAGACGAUUCCCCAGACCCACGCGUCGCUAUGCUCUUCCAACAAGGCGUUGAGCCUCACGUUACUGCAGUUGACCAAACUCGUGGGCGAAGUCAGGCCCGACAAUAGCGAUGUUUCCGUGGCAAUCUUUGAGACGAAUAUCGUGAAGAUCAGAAACAAGUGCCGUGUCUUGAACGGGUUACUAAAGCAUCAAGGCGAUUUGGUUAAGGAGAUUGACGCCUUGGUGGGUGAGAUUAGUGGUCAAAUCAAGACCAGCGAAAGCGCAGAUAACAUGUGGUAA
Messenger RNA from Babjeviella inositovora NRRL Y-12698, 456 nucleotides. RefSeq names its product ribosome biosynthesis protein. NCBI's taxonomy places the organism in Eukaryota, Fungi, Ascomycota, Pichiomycetes, Serinales. The coding region runs from base 1 to 456 and encodes 151 amino acids. The transcript has 2 exons. The record is from RefSeq and is a predicted model, not a curated record.